Stegostoma tigrinum is the source of this 8120-nucleotide messenger RNA. It is a transcript of the gene gpd2, whose product is annotated as glycerol-3-phosphate dehydrogenase 2 (mitochondrial). Gene Ontology annotation, cellular component: glycerol-3-phosphate dehydrogenase (FAD) complex; mitochondrion. Gene Ontology annotation, biological process: glycerol-3-phosphate metabolic process. Lineage: Eukaryota; Metazoa; Chordata; Chondrichthyes; Orectolobiformes; Stegostomatidae. The transcript has 18 exons. The coding region runs from base 256 to 2439 and encodes 727 amino acids. Gene Ontology annotation, molecular function: calcium ion binding; glycerol-3-phosphate dehydrogenase (quinone) activity. The record is from RefSeq and is a predicted model, not a curated record.
GCUGUCAAUCUGUGAGUAAGGUCACGGUCCUGUAAGUGGAAACGUUGUGUAAAACGAAGCCUGUUUCAUUGAGCUGCAGAUCAUGGAAUUUCUAAGCAGGGAUGAAGGAGACCGACACUGGGAUUUGACAUUUUGAAAAUAAAUUACGUCAUGGAUAUAUUUUUACCUUUAUAAACCGUCCGGUUUUAAUUUCGAUGACUUCAGUGGACGGGAUGUAAGACAGGCUGCAAUCGACUACAAGCUAAGGGAAAAGAAAUGGCAUUUCGAAAGAUUAUUAGAGGAACUAUUUUUCUCGGGGGUGGUACCCUGACAAUUUUGGGUGCCUCCCAGAUAAUAGACUGUUGGUCAUAUCGGGCUCGCCUCUCUUGUGUUCAAGCAUCAGAACAGUUGAAUGGAAAAUAUAUUGAACAUCAACUACCGUCAAGAGAUUCUCAGCUAUACGCCUUAAAGACAGUGAAGGAAUUUGAUAUCCUUGUUAUUGGGGGAGGGGCAACCGGAUCUGGAUGUGCCCUAGAUGCUGUUACUCGAGGUCUCAAAACUGCACUAAUAGAGAGAGGGGACUUCUCUUCUGGGACCAGUAGCAAAAGCACCAAGCUUAUUCAUGGAGGAGUGCGAUACCUACAGAAAGCAUUCAUGAAUUUAGAUUUCGAACAGUAUAAACUCGUGAAAGAAUCACUCAUGGAACGUGCUAACUUACUUGAGAUUGCCCCACACAUUGCAAAACAGUUACCAAUCAUGAUCCCUCUUUACAGGUGGUGGCAGCUUCCUUAUUACUGGGCUGGGAUAAAGAUGUACGAUUUUAUGGCUGGAAGUCAGUGUUUGACAAACAGUUAUGUCCUUACCAAGUCAAGAGCUCUGGAACUUUUCCCCAUGCUGAGAAAAGAUAAGCUGAUAGGAGCUAUUGUUUACUAUGAUGGACAACACAACGAUGCUCGAAUGAACCUUACUAUCGCUCUGACUGCUGCCAGGUACGGUGCUGCCAUUGCCAAUUACGUUGAAGCUGUGAGCCUACUGAAAACCAGAGACCCAGGCACCAAUAAAGAAUACGUAUGUGGAGCUAGGUGCAGGGAUGUUGAGACAGGGGAAUUUUUUGAUGUGAAAGCCAAAUGUGUUAUCAAUGCUACAGGACCUUUCACAGAUUCAUUGCGUCAAAUGGAUGAUGAGAACGUGGAAAAAAUUUGUCAGCCUAGUUCUGGUGUGCACAUUGUCUUGCCUGGUUAUUAUAGCCCUGAAGCCAUGGGACUGCUUGACCCAGCAACUAGUGAUGGCAGAGUUAUAUUUUUCUUACCAUGGGAGAAAGUGGUCAUUGCAGGAACCACUGACACUGCAACAGAGGUUACAUCUAAGCCCAAGCCCCAUGAGGAGGAGAUUAAUUUUAUUCUCAAGGAAAUACGGAAUUAUCUGAGCUCCGAUGUUGAAGUAAGAAGAGGAGAUGUACUUGCAGCCUGGAGUGGCAUUCGGCCACUGGUAUCUGAUCCCAACUCAAAGGAUACCAAGUCUAUCUCUCGCAGUCAUGUUGUGACAGUAACUGAAAGCGGACUAGUGACUAUUGCAGGUGGUAAAUGGACCACUUAUCGUAAAAUGGCAGAAGACACUAUCGAUGCUGCUGUCAAAGCUUGUAACCUGGAUUUUGCAGAACCAUGCAAGACAGUUGGACUUCUUCUAGAAGGAUCCCAUAAGUGGACUCCUACACUUUACAUUACUUUGGUACAAUACUAUGGUCUGGGGUCUGAGGUUGCUCAACACCUUUCUUCUACAUAUGGGGACAAAGCUUUUCAGGUUGCUAGAUUGGCUCAAGUUACUGGAAAGAGGUGGCCUGUAGUUGGCAAACGUUUGGUGGCUGAGUUCCCAUAUAUUGAAGCAGAGGUGAAAUAUGCUGUGAAAGAGUAUGCAUGUACAGCUACUGAUAUCCUCGCUCGCCGUACACGUCUUGCAUUUCUGAAUGUGCAGGCUGCUGAAGAGGCCCUUCCACGCAUUGUAGAAAUAAUGGCUGAAGAAUUGAACUGGAGUGAGAAGCGGAUGCAGGAUGAAUUGGCGGCUGUUCGAGACUUUCUGUACCAUGAAAUGGGUUACAAGACUCGAUUUGACCAAUUGAAAAACACAGAAGUAACCCUGUCACCUUUAGAUGUGGAUAAGUAUACAAAGAGGUUUCAGAAAUUUGAUGAGGAUCAGAAGGGUUUUAUCACAAUGCUUGAUGUUCAACGUGUGUUAGAGAGUAUUGGUUAUCACGUGCAUGAACAGACUCUCUAUGAAAUCUUACACGAAGUUGAUGUAAAUAAGAAUGGGCAGGUAGAACUAAUUGAAUUCUUGCAGUUGAUGAGUGCAAUCCAGGAUGGUGCAAUAUCUGGAAGCCGAUUGGCUAUUUUGAUGAAAUCUGCGGAAGAGAAUCUGAUUAGUGAAGACCCUAUUCCUGUGCACCGCAGUGGAGGGGGCUUGUGAGUCUUGCUCCUUAACUUGGCUAAUGGAGAAAGCAAGAGUUUCUGUUGCUGAUGCCUCUGCUAGCUCAAAGCUUGUUGCAGGACUUUGCAUUGUUUGGGCUUCACUCCUGUUGAACUUACAAGGUGCAUGAAAUUCUGUAACUUCUGUCUCAAGUUCUUUUCUUUCGGCCAUUGUAUUUCACAGCAAUCUGUUUAUUGCAUUAUAUUAGUAAAUUAUUCAAAUAUAACAUAUCUUUAUAUUUGAUCUAAAUUUUGAUAAACUGUAAAAUCUUUUAUAUUUCAACAAAUGAGCUAAUGAAGUAUGGAAUAAUGGAUCAUGGUGCAACAUUUAUCCUCCAUCCUGGUUGGGAAAAGGGAGAGUAUAUGUCUGUGCCAAGAUGAUAAUUGUAAAGUAACUUAAAAAUGUCUUAAAAAUGUUACAUUUGACAGGCAUUCUUUCUAGUAAAUAAGUUCUCUCUAUUAUGCUCCUGAAAGAUGUAGUUUUGGUAUAGUAUAAUCCAUUUGUACUGUCCUUUUCAAUUGCUUGUUUACUACACAAACCUGAUAACCCAAUGGCUUCAAGUAUUUCAUUUUGUAAUCAACAGUUUUCUCAUGCCACAAUGGGGUUUAUCAAAGAAAACCGUACUUGUGUUAUUCAUAUGUCCCACCUCCAAAUCUUCAAUUAUUUCUUUCAUACUGAUUGAUUAGAAUUAGUGCAAGUAUAAUGUUUAAUGGUAGGUUUAUUUGGAGUGACUGAUUUUUCUGGCUAUAUGGGUUAGAUUUUCAUCAUAGGUUUUAGAAUCACGUGCUGAGCCGUUUGAUGACAUUGUGUUCCUGACAUCUAAGAGAAUGUCCUUGAGUCUAUUAUUUUCACACUGUGGAGUUGGGGUUUGAGGACUGGAGUCAGGGCCACUGCAUCCCUUAGCAGUCCUAGGGUAAGAACAAACCAGCAUGAUCAAAGGCCAUCUUCAUUGACUGAACAUUAACCCAAUCUAUGGAUAUCCAUUAGACCUGAUAGCCUUCAUUCACCAACACACCCCCAAACCAACAGCAUUGUCCACAUUUCUUUAUUAACCCCAUAUUUCUUCCAUAUACUCAUAUCCCCUCCAAACCCCUCAUGACCCACCAUACUCAGCCAUUAUAUCUCGUGCCCCCUUCAUGUUCCCACUUUUUCCACUGUUGAUACUACUGAUGAGCCUCCUAAUAACACUGGAAAAUCUUUAAAAUGUCAUGAAAUUUGAAAGAAAAUCCAUUCAAACUGUGUUUGAAGACUUACUUAUCUUAGAAAUUCAGAACAGGAACUAUAAUUUAGAAGUAUUCUCUACUCUAAAACGCUCAUAAAUUUGUCAGGAUAAACCCGUUCUGAAAGCUUGUUUGUUUAUCUUUUUAUCUUCUUAUCCAAAAGAAGCCCCAAGCACUCUUCACAGCUGUAUAAACAACUCCUGCUGAGCUAAAUCUAUUUGCUAUGGAUUUAAGCUUAGCCAUGCAUUCGUUAUAAAAUUCUAUUGGGCAACUGAAUAAACAAAAAUUUCACAGCUCAAUACAGUUGGUUCUUUGUAGCCACCCGAAUCAAAGAAAUUUGUUCACAAAUUACAAAGACUCUGCAAAUGCCUCAGCUUUAAAUGAACGUAAGUAUCAAAACACACUGUCCAGAUGGCAUGAUAGAAUCGAUUUCCAAUACUUUUGAACGUAGAAGGGCAUUUUAACUACUGGGUAAUGUACUUGAAAGCAUCUGAAUGCUUAUCAAUUUAAUGGUCACAUCUCUUCUAAAGGUACAGCUCUAGGAAAAAUGAUAUCACUGCAUUAAAAAAUAUAAUGAAUUUCAUACAGCAUUACAUCAUUGUGUUUGAAGUUGCUGAGGGCUAUUAAACUAAUUGCCAAAAGGUUCCCAACUUCACUACAGGCUUCCGCAAGACCCACAACCUGACUGAUCUGAUAUGUUUCACAAAGGCUUUACAAUCCUACCCACCUCGCUGAAGAUGCAAGGAAAUUCUCAAUUCAGACAUUUAAAAGGUUGAUGCUGACAUCACUCUGAGUGAGAGUUGGAUUGUCACUUGCCACAUGUCCAGCACUGAUCAAAAUGUGAGUGGACAGGAACUGGGUGAAAAAUACAAUUUUAUGUGCCCAAUUGGAUUCCCCCAGACUGGCAAAGUCUAAAACUGGAUUGUAAGCCACUGCCUUUAUGUCACAACAACUUAUUGAAGGAGAGGUUUCUCCUGUCAUUCAGGCAGGUUUUGCAAACAAAGAAAAGCUAAUUUUACGGCAUAGUUUUCUGUGCCUUAGGAGAAACAGAAAUUUUGCUUUGAAGUUUUUAAAUGUGCUAACCCCUUGACUGUUCUAGUGAGAUACCCAAUGAUUAUUUCAUGAACAUUUCCAUGAAACCUGUCAGCGUUCAGCAAUUUUAAAAUUGGGUCUGUUCUGCUGGAAAUUCUGUUAUGCAAUUAGUAGCCAUUGAAGGUAUAUUGGAGGCUGCUAGCAAAAAGUUAGAUCAAUCAUUUUAACCCUACCUUUGUGUCAUCUUCUUCCAUUGCAAAGUUUUAGCAGAGACCCAAACUUUUCAGUGAUUGAUUCACUGUGUCUUGGCACUUGUCAGACAUUGAAGCUUGGCACAACAAUUAAAUGAGGCCCAAAGCCCACAACCUUCAGGCCAAAUGAUUCAGGAACAUUUCAGUCACACACGGGUUGUACCCUGGUUGACUGGCUAAUUUCUCACUCAAUUUUCUUUUAGAUUUUCCACUAAAAUUGUGAAGUGUCACUCUCUUAGUAUAUGCUUUUAUCAUGCUGAUUUUACUUUCCAUAAAUUAUGAGUGCUCGUUGACCCAAUUUAUUCUGUAAAUUGGAAUAACAUUGGCAAGUGCAGGAAAAAGACUGUAAGAACAUGAAAGGUAUUUCAAAAGUUAUGAAGGGUUGAAUGUUGGAGGCACCAAAAGGUUAGGCUGCAGUCAGGUGCAGGAGUGUUUGCAGGCACACAGUAACAUGGUGAUUUCAUUAAGGUCUUACAGAAAGGAUGGGGGCACAGACUGCAACUUUGUAAACCAUUAUAAUAUAGAGAACUGUGGAUGCUGGCAAACUGAAAAAAAAACAAAAUGCUAGAGAAACUCACAAGGUAUGCCGCAUUUUUGGAGAGAACUAAGUUUAAAGAAGGGUCAUUGGACUUGAAAAGUGAACAUUGAAAAUAUUAACUGUACUUCUGAGGUUUUCCACUUGCUGUGAAAGCUGCUUCUCCACAUAAAUGCCACUUUAAAUGCUCAGCUUGCUAACCUUUUAGGACCCCGGUUAUCAUUCAUACAGGUAGUUUCUGCCUGAAUCCAUUAGAUACCUCUUUCAGCAUCAUUAUCAGUGAUGUUGAAAUCAGGGAUUGGUGGGAACAAAGUCAAAAAUAGAGCAACUACAGUUGGACUGCUCUUCUACUCCAUUUCCCCAGAACAUGAAAAGUUAAACUAAUUCCUCCCCAACAUUACAAGCUUCAUAUGGCAAAAUACUUUACACUGCACUUAUAUUCCUAUGCAAUUAUUUAUAUAGCACAAUACACACAUUACAGAGUCUGUGGGAGAGAGGCCAAAGCCUUGUCCUCCAGUGGGAUGGGAUUUUGGUCAAGGUGACAGAUGCUGAGUACUUACAUACUUAAACUUCACUGUUUGGAGAAUGUCCCCAUGUAUCACUGGAGAACAUCAUCUACAGCCUGAUCGUGCUGUCAAACAUGAUUCCCAUAACACCCCUGUGACUUGCAUAUAUAUCUAGUCCACACUAGCUACUUCUUACUGCAGCGUCACAGUUGCUUGUUAUUACCCUGACCGUAAGAUUGUGGAUGAGAAAAACAAGUUGGUUAAAUAUUAAUGUUUAGGGCUGUAUCAUAAAGUACAAAUACAAAGAAAUUACAAAUCAUAGUGUACGUAGGAUUGUUUAAAUAUGGUCACAAUGGACGUGUUUCUGUAUACUUCUGUGAUUCAUAUUGUACAAUAUCUAGUAAUGACUAACCUGAAGUAAUUCAGCUUAAGCUUCAUAUACAACUCACCGGAAUUAUUUGAGUUAGAAAGGGUAUUACAUUUAUAUUCCGUGAGAGGCUUUAUUGAAAAGCCCUUCAUUCUUUCCGUGUUUAUUUUCUUUUUGGGCACACACAAUUUUGUGUGAUCAUAGCAUUAAAGACUGCAGAAUUAGCCUUUCUCAACACAACACACGAAAAGAACCAACCGAAUCAACCCAGUUGCCUCCCAACACCUCCAAUACCACAUCCUCACCAUAUCUCGCACCACUACCAAAGUUAUCCACUCACUUCUAAUUAAUGUUAAUGCUUCAAAAGAAUACUUAAAUCUGACAGGUUUAUUUUAGGUAUUUUCCUUGACUGAAUUAUUCAUUGCAAUGUUGGUACAUUGGCAUGUUGGUCUCUGUUUCCCAGGAGUUGCCUUUAUUAUUUUUGUAAUUAGUGAUCAUUUUAGUUUUGUUCACAUUUGGUAGAAUUCCCUUAUGUUCAAAUUGUGUGUUGAACUUUAUUAUAAAUAUUACACUUAAAAGCAAGAAUGCAUCUAUAACAAUUUCAAUGUAGUGAUAAGGUUAAAUGUUCCUUUGCUUGAUUCAGCAAUACAAGGCAAUACAAUUUAGAAUAUUUUUAUCUGAGCACAAAUUAGCAGACACACUACUAUUGUAGAUCUUCAGGAAAAAGUUUGUUUUGUGCUCAGCUGUCAACAGUUGGCAAACGUAUCAAUGCAUAAAAGAAUAUUUGGAUAUUCAUUAACUGCCGCUUUUGUAGUGUGAAACUUCAUUGAUGAUGUUCCAAUUUCUCUGAAUUAUGCACAAAGCAAAUGUAUACCCUUCAGAGUUCUGUUUUAUGUAUGUAAGAAUUUCCAUGCACUGCAUCUAGUGAAGUAGUAAACAAUUUUACGAACUUUCAUUAAGUUUAUAUACAUUAGGAAUAUAUUUUUAAAAUAUCCAUGCACUGUAUUUAUAUCUAUGUUUAAUGUUAUUCAAAGUACAAACACAGCUAGUGUUUGUUACUCUAAAAAUGUGGACCAUUCAUUGCCUCUUAACAUUAAAGUAACUAAGAAAUAGUUUUUGAACGUGCGGGACACUUUUCGGCUCAAGUUAUUUCAUGAAGUUCGUACAGCUGUUGACUUUCAAUUUUUUCCAGAAUCAAGUUAAUUGUGCUGCUGCAUUUGUAUUUGUGCACAUUAAAAGAGCUUCUCAUCAGAAAAAUAAUGGUAAGACAAAAACCAGACUGCUCAUAUAUUCAGGAUUCUAAACAGAAAUGCAAGUCAAUAAGUUCCAUUUACAAUUUAGUCUUUUUUAUACCAAAACACAAAUUAAAAACAUCAUUUUUGAAAUUCAGGAAAAAGUGUGUUUUGUACUUUGAAUUGUGAAUUCAUUUCACACUCAUAGUCACAUGUUGUGAAUUCUAAAGGCACAUUCUUCUUAUGUAGAAUGUAUUCCAUAUGAUAGCACUGAGGAGGAAAUUUAAUAUGAAGAAGACCUUAAAACAAAACACAUAUCAGAUUUUAAUUACGUUUUACUGGCGACAAACCGAAAAUUUUGUUUGUGGCAAAUGAUGCAGAAGGUCAAAAUAUCUUUACACAUGGCUGUUCUGUAGAAUUUUUGUUAUGAAUAAAGCUGUUAACACCGUGUUAAUAACUGUUUUAACUUUUGUAUCUUUUUAUUUCUAACAACUAAAACUGUGGGUGAAUAAAUGGACUGAGCAUAAUUUUGGAAUAA